This is a messenger RNA of Ostrea edulis (European flat oyster), 2523 nucleotides long. RefSeq lists its product as uncharacterized. The transcript is spliced from 3 exons. Lineage: Eukaryota; Metazoa; Mollusca; Bivalvia; Ostreida; Ostreidae. The record is from RefSeq and is a predicted model, not a curated record. The coding region runs from base 420 to 1793 and encodes 457 amino acids.
UCUGGAUAAAAGAAAACAUACAGUGUACAUCCAUAUGAAAAUCAUAGUUGAUGAUUCAAAAGUCGCAAAAAAUGUAAUGCAUAAUCUGACGCCUGAGCUUCAUAAACAUUCACAUGUAUUCAAAACAAAAUUAGAACUGCAUACCGUUUUUGACCCCGCGGCCAUUUUUAAACCAAAACAAGGCACAGACUAUAAACACCAUGGCCUAGAAAACGAUUUUGGUGAGGAAUAUCCAGUGUACACCUUCAUAACAACAUAAAUAUCCUCGCUCAAAGGAUGUAGUAACGUCGCAGAGGGCUACAUUCACGAUGUUGAAGGUGGGUCUUUAUAUGAAGUGUGCCUUGAUUAACGUUCGAAUACAGACAACUAUAUGUCGAAUCAUCAAUCCUUGAAGCAUUAUUCGGCAACUUAAGUGAAGAAUGGUGGAAGCUGCUGUGACCAGCUUAAUAAAAGCUAUUAAAGUAGACAACAGUCGACAUUUAAACGCUCAUUGCAUAGCACUAUGUCUGGAGCAAACAGAUCUUGCGGGAUUUGCAGAGAAAGUGUUUACAGAUGCAGUAAACUGUAUACAAGAAGAAAAAGACAAGUUUGAAAGUAUUCAUGACCUAGUUUCACUUGCUGUGAAUCUUUUUAAUGUGCCAUACUUGGAAACCAUAGUUAACGUUCUGAUAUUUAUUUGUAAAAUUUUUUCAUCUAUCAAAGGAUGUGGAGGUCUAUAUUCUAUGAUAUCAGAGAAUUUACGUUUAGAAUUGUCAGAGAAAAUGAGAGAUAUUGAAGAAAAAUUGCAUGAAUUUUGUGAAUGUUUUGAGGCACGAAGUGGUGAGUUAAAGUGGUUCAAUGAACACGGAGAGAAAACAGAAGAAAGCAUUGACAGGCUCUUAGAUAAUGUCAACUACAAGGAAAUCGGUAUGGGGUUUUCGGGAUCGUUACAGACUAUCAUUUUAAGGUAUAAAAAUAUCCGUGAAGAAAACACCCUCAAGUUUGUUGGAGAGUGUUUGAAUGUGUACGUACGUGUUGCGAUCAUGCGAUGUAUGAUGCACAUUUUGCUUUUGUCAAUUGUACCUGAUAAAACAAUGAAAAGCGCAACAGAGCAAAUUAAGAUGUAUAUGGAAAACGAUAGCCGGCGAAGAGUUGUUUUUUUAAACAGAAUACUAGAGCCCAGCCACGAGAAUGCUAUAUUUUUGUCAUCAUUUAGCAUUACAGAUUAUCCUCAAGUGGAUAUGUUUCUAAAAGCUAAAUGGUCUGCUACAAAAGAACAGUCAUGCAGAUGGGAAAUCGGUGAUUUUUUGACAAACAAAAGCAUUGCUCUGCAUCCGGUAGUAUUUCGAGGUCAUUGGAUGAAUACAGCUGCCGUAAAAUAUGUGUGGAGUACAUCUACGGCGCCACAUGAUGAUUAUGCUCAAUUUUGCUUUGAAGUUGCAUCGAAAGGAGAAAAUAUAUUUUUCAUCACGUCAUUUAAAACGCAGUCUUCAUAUAUUUAUAUGAAACCCAAUUCACUUCUAGGCAAAACGAGUAUUCGACCAAGAGAGGAAGGAAUGUUCAAGGUUCUCCGUUUACAGAAUGACAAUUGUUUGAUAUCCGUUGUUAAAUACCCUGGCAGAUUCAUUUAUAUGCCAAACACUAUUUGGGGUAUGAUAAAAGGGGCUGUGACCGACAAGAUGUAUCCUGAAGGCCUACCAACUGAACAGCAUGAAUGGUCACUUAAGGAAGUUUGUCAUCGUAGAAAUGAGGGUGAAAUCAAUAAAGUUGAAAAUCCUAAAAUCAUUAGUGCCUUCGCCUCCAAAAAGAAGUGACAAAACAUUAAUCGCUAGACUAGACAUAACAUUAUUUCAAUGUGACAUUUUGUUUCACGAAAUGGAUCCUAUUUCAACCAAAUUCAACUAAAUGUUAGAAUAUGAUAUGGAACUUUCAAAGAACAUUUUAACUACAUGUAUUCAUCAAACUUUUACAUUUUGGAAAAUCAUUAUAUGUUACAUAUGUGUGAUAUAUUGGUGUUAGUUUGCUUUGGUUCUCCUCACUUCAUGAUAGUGUUUAAGGACAUAUUCACCUAAUGCCCAUCUUCAACCAGACAGAACAAAAAAUCUUACCAGACACAAAAAUCUCAUUGUCUGCUUUGUGUCUGUUCAACCACACUGUCUCUGCGUUACACCUGAUUUUCAGUUCUCUACAACGCAUAUUCAGCUGAUCUAGCCGUGUCUGUUGUAUGCAGUCAGGCGUGACUGCGUCUACGAAGCAGCCUGUCCCCUGUGCAUUCCUGGUUCAUACUUUUGACAUAUCGAUAGAUAUAGAUAUUUAUUUUGCCAUUUGAAUCACAACCUUCUGAAAGAUGCAUAGUAUAUGAAUGAUAUCUUUUGUCUAUAUAGGAUAUUGUCAAACCUGAAGUCUCCCGGAACGUGUAUAGCUGGGUUGUAUUUACAUAAAUAUGUUGGGUCAAUGUAACGUUGAAUCCACAUUCUCGUGCUGAAUGACUAGGCACCCAUUAAUUCCAGUGCUCAUUCAUAUUUUAUUUUUGAAAAUGUCUAA